AUGGCCACUUUCUUCUCACUCUACCCUUCAACUUCCUCUUCUCUUAUCUCUCCUCCCAGAACCCCAAAACAACUGUUUUCUUUACUAAAACCAAAUUCAACUUGUAUAUACUUCAAGAAAAGAUCAUUAUCUGUAAAUUCAGUUCUGUCAACAGAAACUGACUCAAAAGUUCCACAAACGGUGCAGACUUUCUGGCAGUGGCUAAAAGAUGAAGGGGUUGUGUCAACCAAGACACCGGUGCGGCCGGGAGUGGUGCCUGAGGGCCUUGGACUGGUGGCCACAAGGGAUGUUGCUAAAAACGAGGUCGUUUUAGAGGUGCCCAAGAAGUAUUGGAUCAAUCCUGAUACUGUUUUAGCAUCAGAGAUUGGAAAUGUGUGCUCUGCGUUGAAGCCUUGGAUUUCUGUUGCUCUGUUUUUGCUCAGAGAGAGGUUUAGGGAGGACUCUAAGUGGAAAAAUUACAUUGAUAUUCUUCCAGAGUAUACUAAUUCCACUAUAUUUUGGUCAGAAGAGGAGCUUUCUGAGAUUCAAGGAACACAACUGUUGAGCACAACAUUGGGCGUGAAAGAGUAUGUGCAAAAUGAGUUCUUGAAAGUUGAAGAAGAAAUCAUACUUCCAAACAAGCAGCUCUUCCCUAUUCCAAUAACAUUAGAUGAUUUCUUUUGGGCAUUUGGGGUACUCAGAUCGAGGGCAUUUUCUCGUCUUCGCAAUCAAAAUCUAGUGAUAAUCCCCUUCGCAGACUUGAUCAAUCACAGUGCCCGAGUUACUACAGAAGAUCAUGCUUACGAGGUUAGAGGACCAGCAGGUCUUUUUUCCUGGGAUUACCUCUUUUCUUUAAGAAGUCCGUUACCACUCAAGGCUGGCGAACAGGUUUUUAUCCAAUAUGAUUUGAAUAAGAGCAAUGCUGAUAUGGCUCUGGACUACGGGUUCAUCGACUCUAAGUCAGAUCGUGACGCAUUCACAUUGACACUGGAAAUAUCAGAUUCGGAUGUUUUUUUUGGUGACAAGUUGGAUAUAGCCGAGUUAAAUGGUUUAGGAGAAACUGCAUACUUUGACAUUAAGUUGGGACAACCUCUUCCACCUGCUAUGCUUCCAUAUCUACGACUGGUAGCACUUGGAGGAACUGAUGCUUUUCUUCUGGAGUCGAUUUUCAGAAACACUAUUUGGGGUCACCUCGAGUUGCCUAUUAGCCAUGCAAAUGAGGAGCUUGUAUGUCAAGUGGUUCGGAAUGCAUGCAAAUCUGCACUUUCUGGCUAUCAUACCACCAUCGAAGAAGAUGAGAAGCUGAAAGAGGAAGGAAAUCUAAGUCCAAGGCUUGAAAUAGCCGUUGGAAUAAGAGCGGGAGAGAAAAAGGUUUUGCAACAGAUUGAUGAUAUCUUCAGAGAGAGGGAAUUGGAAUUGGAUGAACUCGAAUAUUACCAAGAAAGGAGGCUCAAAGAUCUUGGUCUGGUUGGGGAACAAGGUGAUAUAAUCUUUUGGGAGCCCAAGUAG
This is a messenger RNA of Fraxinus pennsylvanica, 1488 nucleotides long. The record is from the annotation of a GenBank genome assembly. NCBI's taxonomy places the organism in Eukaryota, Viridiplantae, Streptophyta, Magnoliopsida, Lamiales, Oleaceae.